This is a messenger RNA of Hyla sarda, 3942 nucleotides long. RefSeq lists its product as uncharacterized. NCBI's taxonomy places the organism in Eukaryota, Metazoa, Chordata, Amphibia, Anura, Hylidae. The coding region runs from base 186 to 3707 and encodes 1173 amino acids. The transcript has 4 exons. The record is from RefSeq and is a predicted model, not a curated record.
UAUGUCACAUGACCGUCCCUACAGGUCCUUCAUCCACCACUGUCGUCUCCACUGCUCAGCCCCGCCCCCUCAUAUGACGUCAUCACAGGUCCUUCACUGUUUUCCGGUCCCAUAUACAGAGCGGGUCCUGGUGGGUGGUCGGUGCUGUCGUCUCUUGUUGUCUCUGUUAUCAGCCAGCAGUGAGUAUGCCCUCCUGCUUUGUGAAAGGCUGCACGACUAAGUGGAAAAACAAAGAUCCAACAGUUACUCUUCACAGUUUCCCAUGGGAGCCCGAAAGAAUUAGAGUUUGGUUACUACAAACCGGCCAGUAUGAUGCGAAUAUUGACAAAAUGGUCCAGAAGAUUUUAGAUGGGAAGGUGUGUGACUCCUACAGGAUGUGUUCCAAACAUUUCGAGCACCAUUGUUAUACCUACGAAGAGGAUCGUCGAAGACUACGCAAGGAUGCUAUACCAACAGUAUUUCCACCUACCUCUGGCCUUCCACUACAGCAAGUGUCAACAUUGUCAACUACGCAACAUAUAACACCGGUUUGUACACCAACGACAACCAUUGUCACCUUCAGCAGUUCUUCUUCUGGAUCGCACACAUUAACCACUUCAGCUUUGUCUCUGGGUUCAUCUAUUUCCUCUGUAGUAUCGGUAAUAUCACCAGUUCUUCCAACUUCUCAACAACAUUCCACUAAAUCUUCCUCAGAUGUAGUACUAUCUGUCCCACCAAAUGCUGUGAUCCUACCGCCAACAUGGCCUCCUUUAGAAAUCUUUCCAUCGUCAAAUUCAAUUAGUCAAAGAAAGGAAAACUUGGCUCCUCAAAAAAGGGACUUUUCGACCAACACCAUGCCAUUUUUGUUCUUUCCUCCAAAGGGUCCGAAAGCGGAUUUGCGAAAAAAACGACGUAAGAGGUUAUGCACCAGCCUCCUCUCUUUCGAUGGUAUUCCGACGGAUGCAGCUGAACGUUUACCAUCUGAAGUUCUUCCCCAAAUGUCUAGUGAUCUAAUCACCAUUGAAAUACAAAACAGCGACCCAGAGGAACCAGAACCAUCAGAUCUUUCUUCUAACCUGGAACCAUUCGAGAUGCCGUCUGAAAUGUCCACUGAAAGUACAGGAAGUGAGGUCACAACCACUUCAAAAUGGUCUAAAAAAAGAUCAACACCGUUUAACCUACGGGCAACGUCACCAAUUGAAAUUCCUGAAUUUAUCACGGAGCAUAAUUAUUACUCAAACAUUAUUGAGCAAGAAGAUACAGGUCUAUCUGAUAUGUCCCCACAACCAACAGAGGGCAUCCAUCCUGACCUAAGUGAUAGUGUUAAGCCAUUUUCACCCAUAGAGCUUCGUGAUCAAAAUGAACCAACCCAUAUGGUUUGGUUUUUGCCCAAAACUGGUAAACAGUUGGCCAACAUGGCGGUCCCUCCUAUUUUCCCUAGAAAUCCUAAAACUGCCGAGUGCUCGUCUCUGGUUACUGCCCCACGAUUAGGGGAACGAAGAAGAGUCACAAUACCGGCUGGAAGUAGAUGCCCAACGUGUAACCAGAUUGUUGGGCCCAGACAAGAUUUUCAUCCUGUAACAUCAGAGCCAAGAAAAGAAUUUGCUGAGAAACAAAGUGUUUCUUCCAUUGGUAUAAAGGAAGAGCAGCCAAGUCCGAUUUCCGAGGAUACUACUCACCCAGGCAACUGCAGAGCAGAAAGUCACCGAAGGAGGAAGAAAUCUGUGAAUACUAUGGAUGAUCGGCUUGGGGAUUUGGAUAUUGACUUCUUAUCAAGAAUGCCGACAUGUGUGGUGAACGGAUGCUCCUCGGCCAACAGAAGGUCAGAAACUCUCCAUGCGUUCCCUAGGGACAAAGAACGAAUCCGAACUUGGUUAAGGGCGACUGGACAAUACUCCGAUAACCUAGAGGAGGGCGUGAACAAAAUAUUUUACUCUACAAAAAAGAGCGACUCGUAUUGGAUGUGUGCAAAGCAUUUUGCACCUUAUUGCUUUAUCUACAAUGCUACAACUGGAAAAGAAAUAUUGACCAAGAACGCUGUACCGACGAUAUUCCUGCACCAAAAUGCGACGGCCUUCCCUCCAGCAACGAAAAGGAAGCAUAGUGAGAUGGCCGCAUAUACUCAAGGUCCAGACUCUGAAUUCUCAUCAGUAGACGAGUCGGGAGAAACCGAAGAUUCACAAGAAGAAGAAGAUGAAGAAGGCGAAGAGGUAAUUUUUUCCAAAAGAAAUUUCGGCGACCAUCCUCCCUGUUAUAUACAUCCGGUUAAACAGCGGAAAUUCAUUGUCUUUGAAAAUUCUCUGGAUGAACUUAUCCUGAAGAUCCCGUGCCAAUCGUCAGAGUGCACUAGUCCAAUAAUAAGAAUUAUAAAAAAGAGGACAGGAUCUUAUAUUUCUAUCUUUGUUGAAUGUGCCGACCACGAUUAUAAUCUCCUAUGGGAAAGCCAGCCCACGAUUGACGGUAAACCGCUCGGAAACGUAAUCUUAGCCUCCGCAAUAUUUGAGAGCGGCAAUAGUUUCCCGAAAAUGAAACAAUUUUUCCAUCUGAUGAACAUUAUGGCGAUGUCGGAGAACGCCUACUCCAAGUAUCAGCAUAAUUAUAUUUUCCCAACAAUUGAGCAUUCCUGGAAAAGCAGCCAAAUGGAGAGUAUAGAAAAUGUACAAGGACCCCCUGUGUGUAUCUCCGGAGACGGGCGAUGGGACUCCUUGGGAAACAACGAUACGUUUUGUGUCUACGGUAUGAUGGAUAUGGAGACCAAAAAAAUCCUAUCUUUCGAUGUUCAACAGUCGGCAAUGGAUGUUUCUUCUCCUGAAUCGGAAAAGAUAGCGUGUAAAAACGCACUGGACUUUCUCUUGCAAAAUGAAAUCAGCGUCAAACUACUCUGUACCAAUCGCCAUUUUCCCAUAAGAAAGAUGGUGAAGGAGGAGUAUCCUACAAUUACCCAUGAGUUUAAUUUGCGGCAAAUCGCCAAAAGUGUGGGUGACAAAAUGCUUGAUGCCAGUCACGAGAAGGACUGUGAAGACCUCGCGGAAUGGGUUGGGGCGAUACAAAGCCACUUGCGAUGGUGUUCGGACUCCUAUAAUGGAGAUGAUUCCCUUCUCGUGGCCAAGUGGAAUUCUAUCCUCUACCAUGUGCAGAAUGUCCACGCCUGGGAGGACAAGGACGGUAAAUAUUCUUCUUGCCAACACAAGCAUCUCCCCGAGGACACGACACGGAAGAGGAAAUGGCUGAAAACAAAUAGCCCGAGCUUCAAAGCUCUAAAGAAAAUCGUAUUGGACAAAAGACUCCGAAAGGACAUGAAGCGGAUCUGUCAUUUCUGUCACAACGGAGACAUAGAGGUUUUCCUCAGCGCCAUUGUGAAGUACCAAAGUGAUCAGAAGGAGCAGCAGCACGUCACCAUCGAUGAAAUGUACGCACGCACUCAAUUGGCCGCCCUGGACCACAAUACUAACUGCAGAAAGAUCCGGGCCAUGGCACGGCGGUCAUCGAGAACAAGUGCAGGGUCCCAUAGAUAUAAUACGGCCGACCCCAAGGACAGAAGGGAACGGUAUGGCCCGGAGAUGUACGAACCCACCAACCAGGACUUCUUAAUCGAUUUGAUGCAGGAAGUGGUGGAAUUGGUUUCUGGGAAUCGCAGUUUUGAGUGGAGCUCACACACGUCCUCUGCGCCUGAACACAUAAUUCCAGAUGUGAAGCCGGAUGUAAAGUCCAUUGUUUUAGUAACGUAAAAGUCAACAGGAACAAAUGUUUUUGCUUGUUUUCUCUAGUUUAUACGAUGUACAAUACAAUAUGUUGAUUUCUACAUACAGUUCAUUUUCAGUCAAAAAAAUAUGCAAAAAACAAAACAAGAAACAAACAUUGGUAACAUUUCUCCGAGUACGAUCUAUAUGUUUAUGAAACUUUUUAGGUUACACAUUAGUAACUACAGAAAAUACGUCUGUUACCGUUAUGGCGUGUGUGAAC